AUGGAGACAAUUAAAUCUCUUGUUGAGGAAUGGCUUCGCCUAGAUAAGAAUCCUAUAACACGCUUAGAAAUAGAAAAGCUUUAUGCCGAAGGAAAUGUUGAGGAACUAGAAAAACGCCUUCGCACGAGGAUAUCAUUUGGUACUGCUGGAUUGCGAUCUAGUAUGGAAGCAGGAUUCUCGAGGAUGAAUGAUCUCACUGGACUUUGCAUGUACCUUCUUGAUACUAUACCAAAUGCAAUUGUCAAGGGUGUUGUGAUUGGGCAUGAUCAUAGACACAAUUCAGAAACAUUUGCAAGAUUAAGUGCAGCUGUAUUUUUAUCAAAAGGGUUUAAAGUUUAUUUUUAUCGUGAGUUGGUUCACACUCCACUGGUGCCUUAUGGUGUCAAAAAAUUGAAAGCUGCCUGUGGGAUCAUGAUUACUGCUUCACACAAUCCCAAGCAAGAUAAUGGUUAUAAAGUGUAG
Messenger RNA from Dentiscutata erythropus, 462 nucleotides. Lineage: Eukaryota; Fungi; Glomeromycota; Glomeromycetes; Diversisporales; Gigasporaceae. The record is from the annotation of a GenBank genome assembly.